This is a messenger RNA of Blepharisma stoltei, 759 nucleotides long. The record is from the annotation of a GenBank genome assembly. Lineage: Eukaryota; Ciliophora; Heterotrichea; Heterotrichida; Blepharismidae.
AUGACAACUCAUUAUUUAAUAGUGGGAGAUGAUUAUAAUAUCCUGUACAUGCUUAUGGAAUAUAUGCAGUUCGUUUUCUACACUAGCAUCUGUUACUACUUUUCUUUCCAAGUAUACUCGCUUGUCGGGCAUUUAAGUCGAAUUGAUAGACUUGGAUCCUGCUUGCUUGGGUUCAAUUUUUUAUAUUUAUCAGGCUGCGCUCUUUAUUUCGUAAUUGAACAGUUUAAUGAUAAAGACAUAUACAGCUGCAGAACAGGGCUUUGGCUUUAUAUGAGAUCCAACAGCUUUGUCUUAACUUCUGUUUUUCUUAUGAUUGGGAUCAGAACAAGAAAGCAGCUCAGAAUUGUUAGCACUUCAACGAUUUUUAUUACAAAUCUAGACAAAGAGAAACAAUUAUGGUGAAAUCUAAUUAGGUAUUUACUAAUGAUCAUCUUUACUUCAAGCACAGCUAGUUUUUUCAACAAUAUUUAUUACUUUAUAAAUACAAAGCCUAAUUGCAAUGAAUAUUUUGAUGGAAACCAAAGCUUAAAUAUUUUUUUAUUUGCCAUGACAAGGGUGAUUUCUCAUUAUUUACCUAUCACAGCAUGUCUCUAUGUUUUUUGGAACAGCAUGAAGCCGACACCUAUAGAUAAACGUGUAAAUAUUAUGCAGGAUAACCUUUUGGAGAGCUUUGAGAGUUCGCCAAGGGAUUUAUAUGAAAGUCUUGCUCAAUCACGAUUGCGAUUCAGCUCAGUUAUAAGCAAAGAACCAUCUUUAUAA